AUGCGAAUUCACAAGACCAUACUGACGCAAAAAUGUAAAAGGCUUGGAACGCCGUUUGUUCUACAAAAGUCACACAUUCCCACGAUUACACGGAAAAGCGAAAAGAGCAAGAACCCAGAGCAAGCAUUUGAAGAAUCCAAAAGAUGCAAAAAAAAAAAAAAGGACAAGAAAAAAGACAAGAAGCUCACCGGCGUACAAUCCCUUGCCGAUGUCAUGGAUCCUCCAUUAUCUCGAUAUCUUCCCCUCGAACAAGGAGCCUCAGGGUGCCAAUACACCACCACGGCAGCAGCGGGAAGAAGAUACAUGAGUCCAUGGUUGCAAGAACCAGUAACAUGUUCCAGUGAAUGGUCGAAAUUCACACACAAACAAUGCCUUUCGCGCCACCACGCCAAGCUACUCCUCAGUCAAGAAGAAUCCUAUUCGAUUCGUCUCGAAGCGCACGAGUUGUUUUUGCGCACGGCAUUGACCAAAUGCGAGGAAAUUCAAGAUCAGUUUCAAGUCAAUGGUAGGGCGGCAUUGCAAAUUGGACACUUGUCUAAACUGGAAUAUUGCACGCCGAACCAAUUACCGACGCAAGGCUUGAGCCGAAGAACACCACUGCAGACAAACUCAUUCGCCCGCCUGUAG
Molecule: messenger RNA, 627 nt
Organism: Seminavis robusta
Lineage: Eukaryota; Bacillariophyta; Bacillariophyceae; Naviculales; Naviculaceae
Source: the annotation of a GenBank genome assembly